This is a messenger RNA of Cyprinodon variegatus (sheepshead minnow), 4035 nucleotides long. It is a transcript of the gene ppp2r5a, whose product is annotated as protein phosphatase 2 regulatory subunit B', alpha. Gene Ontology annotation, cellular component: protein phosphatase type 2A complex; nucleus; cytosol. The transcript is spliced from 13 exons. Bases 893 to 2428 code for a protein of 511 amino acids. Gene Ontology annotation, molecular function: protein phosphatase activator activity. Lineage: Eukaryota; Metazoa; Chordata; Actinopteri; Cyprinodontiformes; Cyprinodontidae. The record is from RefSeq and is a predicted model, not a curated record. Gene Ontology annotation, biological process: protein dephosphorylation; signal transduction.
UCGGCUUGAAAGCAGAGACGAAGAGCGACGGAACGCCUGGGAGCGUUUUUAUGGCUACCUUGCCCGCCCGACAUCCAGGGAUUUUUUUUUUCUUUUUCUCGGUCUGAUUAGAGGCCGUGGAAACGAGCCCGUGGAAUUGUAUACUGCGUGAAAAAUAAAGCCUCCUGCGCAGUCACAGCUAACCUCAGGCUGCUAAAGGAAGCAAAUUUGAACUUCGUCGCCAAUGGAGAGUUGUUUUCAAGAGAUACUCAACGGAACUGGGGCUCCAACAUCUGCCUGAAGGAGCCAUUGAGUUAACAUAAAACUCAGAAUUUCGUUAAUUUGAUGGGGCGACGAUUUCCCCCAACUUUUCCCUCGUUAACAUCGUAGCGUAUUCUUGUAGCUCUGUAUUAACGUCGGUUGCAUUUAGCAAGCUAGCCGGAUGCGUUAGCUGCGAGCAUAUAGCCACACUGUUCGGCUACAGUCAGGAUUCUAAUCCAGGGAACUUUUCUUUAUGAUGCCUUACCUACGUUAUGCAACAGGUAGUCCGUUUGCAGACCUGACAAACCAGCACUAACUGACCGAUAUUUAGACGCUUAUUUGUAUUAUUUAAGAGGCUAACUUUGGGUGCUCUGCGUUUUCAUCUUAGAGGGUUUUUUUUUUUUGUAAAAUAUUGUUCCCCGUCUCACAUUGAAGGCUCUUCAAAGAUGCACCACAAGGACUCGGUCUAACCUCCAUGCAAACAUGACCAUGUUGGAUCAUACAGAAUAAUAGGAGCCUGGGCUCGGGCUGUUCCCUCCACAAUUUGACGCUGAUGUGAGAAAGAGGGUUUGAAACCUCACCACGUCUGAUUUUUUUUUUUUUUUUUAAUAUAACAAUAGCUCGCCUACAACCUUUGUGAGUUUGCAUCAAAAUGUCCGCCAUCUCUGCAUCCGAGAAAGUGGACGGCUUUACGAGGAAGUCUGUGAGGAAGGCGCAGAAGCAGAGGAGAUCCCAGGGCUCCUCUCAGUUUCGCACUCAGAGCGCUCCGGUCGAGCUGUCCCCGCUGCCACAGCUCAAAGAUGCCCCCUCCACUGAGCAGCAGGAACUGUUCACCCAGAAACUCCAGCAGUGUUGCACGCUUUUUGACUUUCUGGACUCCGUGACAGACCUGAAGAGCAAGGAGGUGAAGAGGGCCACCCUGACCGAACUAGUGGACUACGUUUCCACCAACAGAGGUGUGCUGGUUGAGAAUGCAUACCCAGAGAUCACAAACAUGAUUAGCACCAACAUCUUCCGGGCUCUUCCACCAAGCGACAAUCCAGAUUUUGACCCAGAAGAAGAUGAGCCCACUUUAGAGGCUGCAUGGCCUCACAUCCAACUGGUCUACGAGUUUCUGCUUCGCUUCUUAGAGAAUCCAGACUUCCAGCCCAGCAUUGCAAAGCGAUACAUUGAUCAGAGGUUUGUCCUGCAGCUGCUGGAGCUGUUUGACAGCGAGGACCCGAGGGAGCGGGACUUCCUGAAGACUAUUCUCCAUCGGAUUUACGGAAAAUUCCUGGGCUUGCGAGCCUUCAUCAGGAAGCAGAUCAACAACAUCUUUUUGAAGUUCAUUUAUGAAACCGAACACUUUAAUGGUGUGGCCGAACUGCUGGAGAUUCUCGGAAGUAUCAUCAACGGGUUUGCGUUGCCUCUGAAGGCCGAGCACAAGCAGUUUCUGAUGAAGGUGCUCAUCCCCUUACACACAGCUAAAGGACUGGCCCUUUUUCAUGCACAGCUGGCUUACUGUGUGGUUCAGUUUCUGGAGAAAGAUCCCACGCUUACCGAGCCGGUGAUCCGUGGCCUGUUGAAGUUCUGGCCUAAAACCUGCAGCCAAAAAGAGGUGAUGUUCCUCGGUGAAAUAGAGGAGAUCCUGGAUGUUAUAGAACCAACGCAGUUCAAAAAGAUCCAGGAGCCGUUAUUCAAACAGAUUGCUCGAUGUGUGGCCAACCCACAUUUUCAGGUAGCUGAGCGAGCGCUGUACUUCUGGAACAACGAGUACAUUCUCAGCCUCAUCGAGGAGAAUAUCGACAAGAUCCUUCCCAUCAUGUUCGGCAGCCUGUACAAAAUCUCAAAAGAACACUGGAACCAGACAAUCGUUGCUUUGGUCUACAAUGUUCUGAAGGCACUGAUGGAGAUGAACUGCCCACUUUUUGAUGAGCUCACAUCCUCCUACAAAGCAGAAAGGCAAAAGGAGAAGAUGAAGGAGCAGGAACGUAACGAGCUGUGGAAGAAGCUGGAUGAGCUGAAGGUGAGCCGCGCCUCCAUGGUCCAGAACAACAGCCACGGAGUCCCUGCUGUCCUCAACAACAACAACAGUAACAACAACAACAAUGAAAACCAGGAGAACAGCAACGAUGCUGGCGCCAUCAUGGCAGACAAAGAUCCAGAUGUUACCGAUGCAGCCAGCGGGAGCGCCUCAUGUGCCAAAUGACAGCGGAUGCCAGCUCUUUAUUCUGAAGCGCUUCGACUUUUAGGACCGUUGGAGGAGGAUUAACAAGGAUGUAACACAAAUUACACCUCAGCAGUAUAUGGAAUCUUAGCUCCACAAAGAACACCAGCAGUUCUUUGGCAGAAAAAAAGAAUAUAAAUAUAUAAAUAAACAUUUCCCCUUGAGACAAUUUUUUUGGAUGUUACAGUGUGGCUGCCGUAUGUUUCUGUCCAAUCAGAGCUGUAUUCUUCCAUGUUUAGUUUCGUAAUCGAUAAUGAUUUUUUUUUUUUUUCUCUCGUGCUUGGUGUAUGAUACGUGGGAGGAAGAGGAAAUAAUGACUUGAAUUUAAACGUUUCCGACUGUGCUGCACUUAGAAGAUGAAAGAAAAGAGCUGAACAGCUAUUUAAAGAUGUCUAUUUUUAAUGUGCUUUUCCUCAUCGCUGCCCACACCUGUAGGUGCAAACCUAAGACGAGAAGGGAGCUCGGAAAUGUUGGGAUUGUUUUUCUUUGUUUCCGCAUAUGGGACCAGACCCGGAUAAAUACAGAGACCCGUAUAUAUAUAUUUAUACAGAGACCUGUUUAUAUGCAGAAAACGGUGUUGCAAGGAGACAACAGUCAUGGCCAAAAAUGAUUUAUGAUAAAUAUUAUUCCUGAAAUCACUCUUCUUUUAAUCAUGAAUUUAAAAAUAAGAUAAAUUAGCUAUUUUUUAGGCUAUUUUUGUGGUUGCAGAUGUUGGUAAACACAUUUUCAUUUGGGUGGAAACAUGAAGCUAAUAUAUUCACCACCUGAGUUUAUACAGGACCUCACACUAAAGUAUUAAGAAAGGGCUUUUGAUAUUCAAAUUUAUUUUUUUUUCUUUAAAUAAAUAGCUAUACAUCUCACCUUUAUGCCAAGAAAUAAAGGCUCUGUCCUGAGAAAAAAAAAUCCACCAAAUUAAAGCUAUUAAGCACACUAAUUCAUACACACAUGAUCUGAGAGGAUGCAUUAGGGGAAAGUUUAAAGUAUUAAUCAGCAACAUAGACAACAUUUACCAUAAUCUGUUUGUUUUUUUUCCUUUAAAACUUCUAAUCUAGAAAUGCCAACAAAAAAAAAAAACCUUGAGUGUUUAUGAAUGUUUUGGAUUAAGCAGGAAUGGUAAGCACAACAUGCCUCUGUAUUUCUGCUCUGUGUUUAUGGAGUUUGGAGGCCACUUGCAGGGAAACGCCACUCAGCUUCACGUCGCUGUUGUCUAGCGACAGUCUUUGACGGUGGACUGGAGAAUUUCCUUUCAUCAACCUGACUCUGUACGAAGCUAUUUUAAAAAGAAAAUCACACCAGAAAACAGUUAAAUAAGAAAUCUAGAGCAUCAAUGGCUUUUUGCUUAAAGCCUCUGAUCAUGGUGUGAAACGUUGACCCCUGACCUCAACAGGUUAUAGGAAGGAUAUUGGAGAUUUGGUGUUUCCUCUGAAACUGUUCUGUUCUGUUUCAGUUCAUCCGUCGGUCUUCUCUGAUGCCUUUCUGUCAGUACAGCAUUCCAGCCUCUGUGAACUUUAAAGCAGGGAACCUGUUUUGUAUCACAGAUACUGUUUAGGUUUCACCAUCAAAUAAAGUUGACUUUAUCUUUCUACUCU